AUGUCACGCCAUUUCGUCGGUGAUGCCGACAACAGGCAUGGUCUUUGGCUUUUCGUCGGCAGGGGCGGAUUGUCCGGCGGCCAGAGAGCAUCGCGACUUCGACGAGCUCGUCUAGCUCGACUCGUCGAGAUGGACGACUUUCUGCGCGAGCAUGGACUUCUGACGGCGCCCAACGGCUCGGUCUACAAGUGGUCGCCGGGACCACCAGAGGGUCGUCGGCUCAUCUUGGUCCGUGAUGACGCCGGUGACCGGCAUCGCCGGUUGCAGGACGCCACGCCCAGCGAUCCACCGCAGACAACCCCGUCGUCUCUACCGACGGCGACGGCGACGGCGACGUCGACGUCAACGUCGACGCCAUCGCCGAGUGUACGGUUGUCGGAAAAACCGGCCCUAUCCACGCAUCUACAAUUGUCCAGCUCUGUCGCCUCGGUGCCGGUCGAGUUGGGCCCGUUGCGACCGCCAGUCUAUUGGGACACUGUACUCUUCACGCUGGUCCUUUGCUCCGUCGCCCUGGUUACCAAUCUGGCCUUGGUUGGUCUCAUGACGUGUCGUCUCUGUCAAUUGGGUCGGCAUCGACUGGCCGGUGAUGCCGCCGGUCGGGCUGACCAGCGGUUGGCAACACGACGACGCGACGCAGUUGACAAGCCCGCAGUGAUGCGCUCCAGUUGCCUACCGUUGACGGAUGAACCGGUACACGAAGUGCCCGGCGAUCUCUUUGAACUGCCUCGACUGUCCGCGCAAGACUGGCGUGCCGUUGAGGCGAAUCGACGUUGCGACGCUGCCGUUGAACUGUCUCGUCUGGACAGUCUGGAAAUGGACGAUCUGGAGGCGGCAGAUGAGACGACCUCGGCAGGGCUACACCGUCACAGGAGGACACGACUCUGCCGAGCUCUGACCAAGCCGGUGCCGGACAAACUGGUCGAGACAGAAGAGGACGCUGAGACGAGUGCAAUCGCCGCUGUUGCUGACCACGACGACGAUGAUGACGAUGACGACAACAAUGAUGAUGAUGAUGAUGAUGAUGAUGAUGAUGACAAGGGAGAGGAGGAGAAGGAAGAGGAGGGCAGGUAUGCGAACCGAUUUGUCUCGGAGACGAGGCGGAAUGACGACUGGCCGGCAGAUGUAGGGCGAGGCGGCGGGCGCGGGAGGUACAGAUCGAGCUGGUCUGGCGCGGCCGAUUGGCCGGAGGUGAAGAGGAGCCGGACGAAUGUGCCGCGCCGCGGGGUCCAGGUCGUGUCGACAUUGACCCCUUGGACCGUGACCGGAUGGGCUGGUCUGCUGGUCGGGCGGGCUAGAUCGCGGGAUGCUCUCUCGCUGGCCUACAGUCUGGCUGUUCAUCUUGGACUGCUCGGCAGCCUCUUGGCCAUGGUACAGAUCAUCUGCCUCUGUUCGGCUUUGAAGAUUCGCCUGUCGACAAGCCUUCAAAAGCCCAUCUUCGAGGCGGACGCAAUUCCGCCCGACGCCGAUGCAUCGGUCGGACCGACGGACCGGCGUUUGCCGGAACUCGUCUGCCUGCUCACGGCCUCCCUGGCAACUGAUACGUUGCUAUGCGCCCGACUACACCUCGUCGUCGGCCUCCUCAUAAUCGGCCAAUUGGUCGGACUGGUGCUGUUGCACCGAAGCCUCAGCGUC
This is a messenger RNA of Protopolystoma xenopodis, 1632 nucleotides long. The record is from the annotation of a GenBank genome assembly. Lineage: Eukaryota; Metazoa; Platyhelminthes; Monogenea; Polystomatidea; Polystomatidae.